UACAUAUUCCAGGUACUAAUAGUAUACAAGAAGUUUGUUCACCAUAGAAUUUGUUUAACAUUCUACACAUUCCACACAUUCCACACACAUCUUUUAGCGUCGCAUAUUAUACCCAUCUCUUAGUCUUGUUGUUCUUGUAAUCGUUUGUUUAAUAUGCAUUCCAUUCUCCGAGCUUUUCCUGUGCUCGCAAGUAUUGCGAGCGUUGUGCUGGCAGCCCCUACUCCUGUUACUACUGCUUGUCCUUCCGCUUCUACGGUUUAUGCUCCACCGUCUUCACUCCCAGCCAUUCCCACCCUUGCUGUCGCCAUUACAUGUUCUCUCCCGCCUUCAGCGUCAACUACGCCGCCCUCUACUCCUCUUCCUCCGAGCGGUGAUCCUUGGUAUAGGCCACCUGACAACGUCAACUGGUUGGCAGCGCAGCCCGGGGACAUUCUACGCCUUCGACCUGCUCCAGGAAACGCGAUCGCCAAUCUCAAGUUCCUCGACACCUGCGUUGGUUUCCAAGCCUACAACAUCCUCUACCGGACGACUGACAGCCACUAUAAACCAACAUGGGCCGUGACUACAGUCAUCGCCCCUUUGCAUGUAGGAGACUCGCCCCAUUCGUUGCUAUCAUACCAGCACCCCUACGACAGCGCCAAUCUCGACUCCAGUCCUAGCUAUCAAAUCUACAAGGACAGCUCCUUGCAAACCGCUAUUGGUCUCUUCCUGAAAAGAGGCUGGUUUGUCAAUGUGCCCGACUACGAAGGCCCCAACGCCGCCUUUGGAUCAGGUGUCAUGUCCGGCCAUGCUACCCUCGACUCCGUCCGAGCCGCCUUGAACGGGGCUCGGGCGGUAGGUGUACCUGUAGGUGCGAGAGGGGAAAUGUAUCUCAAGUACGCUAUGUAUGGCUACUCGGGUGGCUCCUUUGCGACUGAGUGGGCAGCCGAGCUUCAAGUACAGUAUGCGCCUGACCUACGCUUUGCCGGAGCCGGAAUCGGUGGUGCCUACCCCAACAUCACAAGCGCACUUGCCAAAAUCAGCAGCAACUUAAAUAAGUAUCCAGCAUAUAUUGGACAUCUAGGCAACAUCACUGUUGGCAUCGCCAAUGAAAACGAAGACGCUCAGGCCGUGGCCAUGGCUGCCCUUGGGAAAACCUCUUGGGCAGAUACGAUACAAGCCGUCAAAGAUAUGAAUCUGCAUCCCGAUGCACUUCAGAAAUUCAUCAAUGACGUUACCCAAAACCCAACCGUACGAUCCAUUCUCAAUCGUGACGGCAUGAUGGGCUAUCACGGUGUCCCGCAGAUGCCUCUCUUGAUUCAUCGCGCGGACGGAGAUCAGAUUAGCUCAACCAGCGAUACGACGAAGUUGUAUGACGAAUACUGUGGCGUCGGAGCGAACAUCUACUAUCACAUUACUCCUACAGAGGCAACCAAUUCGGAUCCGCAUUAUAAUGAAGGGUAUGUUGGCACAAUAAUGGCAUCAGAAGGGCUCAACCAGAUGUUUAAGGGAACGUUUCCCAAGGGCUGCCAGACUGAAAAUAGUGCAAACUGGCCUUGGCCAUUUACGCUAUUGAACUAGAGUGAGACAUUUAGGUGAUUCGGGUUGGUAGAUAUAGAUUCUAGCCUUGGGUUAAAAUUCGAAUAGAGGAGGCACUUUUGAAGAGUUACACCGUGCAGUUUGCGCCAUUACGAAGUUACAGUAUAUAACGGGACCUUUCAUCGUCUUAGUUUUGAUUGUGCAGCGAUUCCCUUCUGUGAUGUACCUGCACUGUACGAAGCUGAUAGGUUACAUGACCGAGCGAUAUACAUAGGCUAGUGCGGUUCGGGGGUAGAUUCUCCUGGGACGGCUGGCUGCUUGAGGCCGCGCAAGCACCUGACGCCAGCUCUUCACCUUAGUAUUC
This is a messenger RNA of Lindgomyces ingoldianus, 1882 nucleotides long. Its product is annotated as LIP-domain-containing protein. The transcript has a single exon. Gene Ontology annotation, biological process: lipid catabolic process. Bases 154 to 1560 code for a protein of 468 amino acids. Gene Ontology annotation, molecular function: triacylglycerol lipase activity. NCBI's taxonomy places the organism in Eukaryota, Fungi, Ascomycota, Dothideomycetes, Pleosporales, Lindgomycetaceae. The record is from RefSeq and is a predicted model, not a curated record.